UUGAUGGUGUCAUGACCAUCCAUUCCCCGGGUUUUCUGCGCUAAUCUCAUCUCUUUCAUCACACUUGGAGGCUUUAGGCUCUUCCCUUCCCUCAGAGCUGCUGCUCAUCGCUUGCCACCCAGGUCCUUUGCCUGGUAUGCUGUUGAUCUGACCCCUGCAUUCCGAUCACGAGUUUUGUUGUGUCGGAAUUCGGUCACAAUGAGCUAGUGUGUUGUUUGAUUGUGGCCUCAGCUGGAGAGGCUUUGGUAUCGUUAGCAGCGAGUGACGCUGUUGAAGGAUUGUAUCCAUCCACAAGCGAGAAGCCUUGCCUAAUUUUUGGGAGGGAAAGGUGGUUCUCACAUGAGAGGAGCAGUUGUCGAUGCCCCAAUGAAGGGUGACAGGAGAGCAUGCAUUUUGGGAGGAAUGGGAAGACCUAAUGGUGGAACCAUCUUGUACGUGUUGGUGAUUUCAUUCAUUGCUUUGGUGAAUGGAGCCACCGAUCCGAACGAUGUGUCUGCUUUGAAUACUAUGUUCACUGGCUUCAACAGCGAUCCUAAGCUCACGAACUGGGUGCAAAACGCGGGUGAUCCCUGCGGAACCAACUGGCUGGGCGUUACUUGUGAUGGGACCUUCGUCACCUCAAUCAAGCUAUCCAACAUGGGACUGAAUGGGAAGGUGGAGGGAUGGGUGUUGCAGAAGUUUCAACACCUCUCUGUGCUUGACCUUAGCCAUAAUAAUCUUGCUAGCGGAAUUCCUGAGAUGUUUCCUCCCAAGUUGACUGAACUAGAUUUGUCUUACAACCAGCUCACGGGUAGUUUUCCUUAUUUGAUAAUCAACAUCCCUACUUUGACAAGCAUAAAACUGAAUAACAACAAGCUGAGUGGAACGCUCGAUGGGCAGGUUUUCAGUAAACUCACAAACUUAAUCACCCUCGAUAUUUCCAACAACGCAAUUACAGGGCCGAUUCCCGAGGGCAUGGGUGACAUGGUCAGCCUAAGAUUUUUGAACAUGCAAAAUAAUAAGCUGACUGGACCAAUCCCAGACACAUUGGCUAAUAUUCCAUCUCUAGAAACAUUGGACGUAUCUAACAACGCGCUUACUGGCUUUCUCCCACCAAACCUGAACCCAAAGAAUUUCAGAUAUGGAGGCAAUCCACUCAACACCCAAGCCCCUCCUCCACCACCGUUUACACCACCGCCACCUUCAAAGAAUCCAAAGCCUAUUCCUCCUCCACCCCACCCUGGUAGCCGAACACCAGAUACUGCUCCUAAGGCUGAAGGCGGCAUCGUAUCAGGCGCAGCAAUUGCUGGGAUUGUCGUGGGAGCAAUUUUGGUGCUUGCAGCAAUUUUCAUAGCUGUAUGGUUCUUUGUCGUCCGUAAAAGAUCUGAGCUUACCAAACCUUUGGAUUUAGAGGCUAAUCACAGCAGCCGACGCACUUGGUUUCUGCCACUUAUUCCAGCUGGUAAAGAAAAACCACCUAAAAUGAAAGUGUUUGAAGCAGAUACAUUUGAGAAGGAAGUGGAAGAACCGAAGAUCAAGGCCUUACCUCCAUUGAAGUCACUUAAAGUACCUCCAGCUUUGAAGGUUGAGGAAGCUACCUACAAGGUUGAAAGUGAAGGGAAGGUGAACAAGAGCAACAUUACAGCAAGAGAGUUUUCCGUCGCAGAACUUCAGGCGGCUACGGACAGUUUCUCAGAGGAUAAUUUACUUGGCGAAGGUUCGCUUGGUUGUGUUUACCGCGCGGAGUUCCCCGACGGUGAGGUUCUAGCUGUCAAGAAACUUGAUACAACAGCCUCCAUGGUUCGGAAUGAAGAUGAUUUCUUGAGCGUUGUCGAUGGCUUGGCCCGGCUACAACAUACCAAUUCUAAUGAACUCGUAGGCUACUGUGCCGAGCAUGGGCAACGACUUCUGGUCUACAAGUUCAUCAGUCGAGGGACACUCCAUGAACUGCUUCAUGGCUCAGCCGAUAGCCCCAAGGAGUUGUCAUGGAAUGUCCGUGUGAAGAUUGCACUUGGUUGUGCGCGGGCUCUUGAGUAUUUCCAUGAAAUCGUUUCGCAGCCGGUUGUGCACCGCAACUUUAGAUCCUCAAACAUUCUUUUGGAUGAUGAGCUGAACCCACAUGUGUCGGAUUGUGGUUUGGCUGCUUUUACCCCAUCCAGUGCUGAACGGCAGGUCUCUGCCCAAGUGUUGGGAUCUUUUGGAUACAGUCCCCCUGAAUUCAGCACAUCUGGAAUGUAUGAUGUGAAAAGCGACGUUUAUAGCUUUGGUGUUGUGAUGCUUGAGCUUAUGACAGGACGCAAGCCUUUAGACAGCUCAAGACCAAGAUCCGAGCAAAACCUGGUGCGAUGGGCAACACCACAACUGCAUGAUAUUGAUGCACUCGCAAGAAUGGUGGAUCCAGCGUUAGAGGGUGCUUACCCUGCCAAGUCCCUCUCCCGGUUUGCCGACAUCGUUGCCUUGUGUGUCCAGCCCGAACCCGAAUUCCGACCUCCUAUAUCUGAAGUAGUGCAGUCCCUGGUAAGGCUUAUGCAGCGUGCAGCUUUAAGUAAACGCCGGCAUGAGUACAACGCAGGCGUUCCUCAGACUGAUAUGGAGGACCCUAGUGAUUACUUGUGACAGAAGUAAGUAUCCUGGUCGAUACUUCCCAAUUUCAAGCAUAGAGAACCUCCCGCGCGUCUACUCCCACUUGAUUUUCAAAGCUGGCGAAAAGUGGCCAAAUUUGUGGAUUUGUGACACCUUGCAACUAAAUCGGGGAAAUAUUCAGCUUCUUUGCAAUUCCAGACCAUGAUGGCACAGACUUUGGCUUGCAUCCUCCUCAUUAUUACUGAAGCUUUUGCUUCUAAUGGCGGAUUACUGAUUAUGGAUGACUAUCCCGUUUCCAGGCAGACGUGAAGAGAAGUGUUGGCUUCCGAAGUUGUUAAAUUGUAUCGACGGCUGAAAGCUUUUUUAAGAGCUUACUUCUGGGUCCUAGUUAGUGAUAUUAAGGUCCCUGUGCCUUAAGAGUAAUGUGCAAUUCCUGUUGUGUUGCAAACUCGGGUAACGCUUUGUCUUGUAGUUUUGGCACAUUACAAGGUUAGUUCGACAGUGAACUCACAAUUUGAACAGAUUAGUUAGGGAGUGUAACUCUAGCAAAAGUUGAUUCCUUGUGGUUACCCAAUUUUUUGAAUGUGAACUCCCACUCAUUGGUGUGAUGGGAGUACAUGAUUCGCACCCAUUAAUUGUAAAAUGGUCAGUCCAACAUAAGCAGGACAUCUGAUUUCGUUCU
Molecule: messenger RNA, 3244 nt
Organism: Physcomitrium patens
Lineage: Eukaryota; Viridiplantae; Streptophyta; Bryopsida; Funariales; Funariaceae
Product: protein STRUBBELIG-RECEPTOR FAMILY 8
Biological process (GO): protein phosphorylation
Molecular function (GO): ATP binding; protein kinase activity; protein binding
Source: RefSeq, a predicted model, not a curated record